Molecule: messenger RNA, 1234 nt
Organism: Erigeron canadensis
Lineage: Eukaryota; Viridiplantae; Streptophyta; Magnoliopsida; Asterales; Asteraceae
Product: haloacid dehalogenase-like hydrolase domain-containing protein At4g39970
Exons: 10
Coding region: 24-1001 (325 amino acids)
Molecular function (GO): hydrolase activity
Source: RefSeq, a predicted model, not a curated record
UGAUGAGAUGAGAUAUACAAUCAAUGGCUUCCAACACCAUGUCCCUUCUCCGCUUCUCCCCUCCAAACAACACUACUAAUCAUCAUCUUACCCACAGCCCUGUCUUCUCUUUCAACACCAAAUCAACAACUGUUGGUCUUUCAUGGCAUUCUUCUUCUUCUACUUCUACAUCAUUAUUAUCAUCUUUUUCAAGAAAAAGAAUGUCAUCAUCAUCAUCUAGUUCAACCCGCACAUUUGCCGCAAUGGAGGCUCUUAUUUUCGACUGCGACGGAGUUAUUCUCGAGUCCGAAGACUUGCAUCGACAAGCUUACAAUUUUGCUUUUCAACAUUUUAAUGUUUGUUGUCCUUCUCAACCUCAGCCUCUUAAUUGGGAUGUUCAUUUCUAUGACAUUCUUCAGAAUCAAAUCGGUGGCGGUAAACCCAAAAUGCGAUGGUAUUUUAAGGAGAAUGGUUGGCCUACUUCAACCAUUUUCAGCACUCCACCCGAAACUAACACCGAUAGAGCCAAACUAAUCGAUACUCUUCAGGAUUGGAAGACUGAAAAGUACAAGGAUAUAAUCAAGUCUGGAAGUGUUGAACCUAGACCAGGUGUAUUGAGGUUGAUGGAUGAGGCCAAGGCUUCUGGUAAAAAGCUUGCUGUAUGUUCUGCUGCAACCAAAAGCUCGGUUAUACUUUGUUUAGAGAAUCUAAUUGGAUUGGAUCGUUUCCAAGGUCUCGAUUGCUUUCUUGCAGGUGAUGAUGUGAAGGAAAAGAAACCUGACCCUUCAAUAUAUAUCACAGCCUCUAAGAAAUUAGGAGUUUCAGAGAAAGCUUGCCUGGUGGUGGAGGAUAGUGUCAUUGGUCUACAGGCAGCAACAAAAGCUGGGAUGUCUUGUGUAAUUACCUAUACAUCUUCAACUUCAAACCAGGACUUUACAGAUGCAAUAGCAAAAUUCCCAGAUUUAAGUGAUGUGAGAUUAAAAGACUUGGAGGAGUUGCUAGAAAAUGUAGUAGCUGCCUAAAAAGUGAUUACAUCUUGAUUAGCUAACAUUUUCUUGGCUGCAAUACAAUCGUUUUGAAUUUGGCAGAUUUGGUCACAUGAUCAUACCAUAAUUCACAUAAAGGGUGUUUACUAUAUUUAAAAAAGGUGUAUCUUCUAUUUUAAGGUUACCCAAAAGUGGUAUUUUGUAAGUUGUACGCAAUGUGUACAGGUUGGCAGUUAAAAAUAUUAUAAAAUGAUCAGGUUUCGGAUGAA